UUGCAUAAUUUGACCACCAUGUGGGAAACCAUUGUUAUCAAUCCCAAACUGGACAGAUGGGUAGUGACAUGCUUUCAAACGUGGACUGGAGGUCUCGGGUAUAAAUGCAGGGGUAUCUUGGCGUAGAGUCAUUCCUGCAUUUCGCCUGAAAACCUCUCUGUCUGUUUUUGAAGGUCGUGUUCCAUGCAUUUUAACCGAAACCCGCGCCCACAUAUAAAAGCGCGGGUGUUUCACGGUGGGUUUCCCCGCGCAAGACACUUACAGACAUCGGACUUACGAUGGAUCUCUCCAAAAUCACCGUUAUAUUAUUGUGCGCUUUCUGCCCAGCUCAAGGGUGGUUCUUCAGUGCCUUUAAGACCCGACGUGUGUGUUAUGAAGGCUACAAGCUUGGGUGUUUUUCUGCGGCCGCUCCCUACACGAACACUAACUACCUCCCCCGUUCACCGGACAGCCUGGGGGUCAAGUUCAAGUUCUUCGCCAGCCCCACCAUCUAUCACACACUGGACCUCAAGUACAACCUCCGGAGACUACAGUCGAGGAACGUCUUCCGGCCAGAUCUGCCCACCAAGGUCAUCAUCCACGGCUUCAAUGACAGGGGAGAUAACCCAUGGGUCAAAAAUAUGGUAAAGGAACUAUUGAAAAAGGGUUCAAUGAACGUUGUGGUAGUUGACUGGAGAAAAGGGGCCAGUGCUUUCGACUACCAGCAGGCCGUUGCCGAUAUCAGAGUCGUUGGCGCCAUGACAGCCAGACUGCUCACCAAACUUCAGGAACAAGGCGCAGACUCGGCCACCUUCCACCUGAUUGGCCACAGUCUCGGCGCUCAUGUCGCAGGGUAUGCCGGGAGAAGGAGCACAGACACCGGACGAGUCGGACGCAUCACGGGGCUGGAUCCCGCUGGGCCGUCAUUCGAGGAUACGAACCCCACAGUGAGGCUGGACCCCACUGACGCCGUCUUCGUGGACGUCAUCCACACCGACACAGAGCCGUUAACACGAAUGGGCAUGGGCAUCAAACAGUUGAGCGGCCACGUGGACUUUUACCCUAAUGGCGGCGUAGACCAGCCCGGAUGUCCCGCCCACAUCGCCCACAUGCUUGUGACGCUCCUGUCGGGGCAAUCAACUUUCAUUGGAUCGUUUGCCUGCAGUCAUAUGAGAGCGGUUUACAUAUUCACCGAGUCAAUUAACUCCUUGUGUCAAUUCAAGGCUACCCGAUGUCCAUCAACCAAAAAUAUUACCCACAAUGCCUGUACCGGAUGUCCUGAAACCGGAUGUCCACGAAUGGGUUUCUACGCAGACUCAAACAAAAGCCCUGGAAUAUAUUUCACAUCAACACACGAUAAAGCACCAUUUUGUAUAUGAUCACUAGUAUCUUAGAAAUAUGAACAUUAACAUAUACGCAAAACGUACAAAUGUCCCAUUUAGGCUUCAUGAUCUUAAAACUGCUUCAGUAUGACAUAAGUAUAGUAAUAAUUCAUAAUUAUAUCACUUAGUGUUCAUUCCUAAUUAUUGUUUGGUUGGAGGUUGGAUUUUCAUUUAAAUCUUUUUUUCUGUUUUCAUGCUUCGUUGGAAAAGAUUGACCUCAAUGUUUUUUACCUUAUUAACAAAACAGACCCGUGUUACAAAGUAGACACAAUUUAUGGAUAACAACUUCUGUUUUUACUGUAAAGGCGACGUUUCGGAAUAGAUCAUUCAGCCUUUGUCAAGCAAGCAAGCUGUAAAGGCGAUGUUUCGGAAUAGAUCAUUUAGCCUUUGUCAAGCAAGCAAGCUGUAAAGGCGAUGUUUCGGAAUAGAUCAUUCAGCCUUUGUCAAGCAAGCAAGCUGUAAAGGCGAUGUUUCGGAAUAGAUCAUUUAGCCUUUGUCAAGCAAGCAAGCUGUAAAGGCGACGUUUCGGAAUAGAUCAUUUAGCCUUUGUCAAGCAAGCAAGCUGUAAAGGCGACGUUUCGGAAUAGAUCAUUUAGCCUUUGUCAAGCAAGCAAGCUGUAAAGGCGACGUUUCGGAAUACGGAUCUACACCGAAACGUCGCCUUUACAGUAAAUAUGGAAGUUGUUAUCCAUCCGUCAACUUCUAAAUAAUGCCUAACAAAGUAUCGACCCUUGAUAUGCGAAACACAAAUAAAAUAUGCAAAUUCAAAA
Molecule: messenger RNA, 2131 nt
Organism: Haliotis rufescens (red abalone)
Lineage: Eukaryota; Metazoa; Mollusca; Gastropoda; Lepetellida; Haliotidae
Product: pancreatic triacylglycerol lipase-like
Exons: 7
Coding region: 279-1358 (359 amino acids)
Biological process (GO): lipid metabolic process
Molecular function (GO): lipase activity
Source: RefSeq, a predicted model, not a curated record